AGCUAUGAUGAUUGAUAGGUGGCAGGCCAUGUCGCGCUAUCUAAGCAGGCCGGCCCUAGCUAAAAGGAGGCCCACAGCACUAGUACAUUCCACCCCUCGGCCAACCAUCACGAACAAAAAUUCCCACACCCCUCCGUACAUACAUGCCCAAAACUCUUCCCUUCGCUUAGAUACAAACUGCUUCACUUUAAGUCCUUUCUGCAGAUCAUCCUGCCCUGUACAUCGAUCGUGUGCCUGUAGCACCGUCUGUGCAAGCUUCGCGAUCCUGGCGACCCCACGUGUUUAGUCCUGGCAAACCCUCAAGAGCUCCUCAAACGGUACCAAGAUGGACGUCACAGCACUUAGGGCCUGCAUCCAGUUGACUCUGGAGGCUGACAUCGAUACGCGAAGGAAAGCAGAGCUUGAUCUUAAACGUGCAGAGGAGCAACCUGGCUUCACCGACGCGCUCUUGAACAUUUUGGAGUCCGAGCAAGUUCACGCUGUGAGACUAGCUACUGUCCUAUAUGCCAAAAAUCGCGUUCAGAAGGGCUGGUCGGAUGAAGAAUUCACGCAAGCAAAGCCGAUACCUGAGGAAGAGAAGGCCGUUUUCAGAAACCGCCUAGUGCCCAUCCUCGCUGCCUCUCCGUCCUCUAUCCGCGCUCAGCUUACGCCUACGCUUCAAAAAAUACUCGCAUCCGACUUUCCCUCGAAAUGGCCGAGCUAUCUAGAGCUGACCAUCAAUCUACUGAACGCCGGCGAUGAAAAUUCGGUCUUUGCAGGUGUUCAAUGUCUCCUCGCCCUCUGCCGAAUAUACCGUUACAAGGGAGGGGAAGCAAGAGCUGAAUUCGACAAGAUUGUUGAAAUGACAUUCCCUCAACUCCUGAAUAUCGGAAACGGUGUCUUGAACCAGACUACGCCCGAGGCCGGCGAUAUGCUCCACACAGUUCUCAAAGUCUACAAGCAGGCAAUAUACUACGAACUCCCAGUUUGCUUACGUGAACAGCAAACCAUGAUCAACUGGUGCACACUUUUCAUCAACGUUGUCGGCAAAGACUUGCAGACGAUGGCGAUGCCAGAAGAUACUGAAGACAGAGAAAAUAAUCACUGGUGGAGAUCUAAAAAAUGGGCGUACGCUAAUUUGAACAGGCUGUAUAUGAGAUACGGCAACCCGCAAAGUCUCGGCAAAAACAACGAAGCCGACUAUGCUGAAGUAGCUAAGAACUUUAGCGCAGUUUUUGCCCCGGAGAUCUUCAAAGUUUAUCUACAGCAGAUCGAGAAAUGGGUUGCUAAAACCAUUUGGCUGAGCAAACCAUGUCUGUCUUUUACUUUGACUUUUCUGGAUGAAUGUGUCAAGCCCAAAGCGAUGUGGGCUCUUCUGAAGCCACACACGGAAACUUUGAUAGCUCACCUUGUGUUUCCGGUACUCUGCCAGUCGGACGAGGACCUUGAAUUGUUCGAAUCUGAUCCACAGGAGUACCUUCACCGGAGAUUAAAUUUCUACGAGGAACUGACCGCACCCGAUGCCGCCGCAACGACCUUCCUUACCACCCUCACCAAGAAUCGAAGGAAGCAGACAUAUACGGUGCUAAGCUUUGUGAAUAACAUCAUGAACCAAUGGGAGACAACACCAGUAGAGGCAAGGAACCCAAGACAGAAAGAAGGAGCUCUUAGAAUGGUUGGAUCUUUGUCCACAGUUCUUCUUGGGAAAAAGAGUCCUAUUGCGGACCAGAUGGAAUACUUCUUCGUCAGGCAUGUGUUUCCGGAAUUCCACAGCGAACAUGGUUUCCUUCGCGCCCGCGCAUGCGAUACACUGGAAAGGUUUGAGCAACUAGAGUUCAAGGAUGAGAAUAAUCUCGUGACUAUCUACAAGAACAUACUUGAAUGUAUGGCGGACCCGGAUCUUCCUGUACGUGUCGAGGCUGCCUUGGCACUUCAGCCUCUUAUCAGACAUGACCUCAUUCGGCAGGCUAUGCAACAUAACAUUCCCCAGGUCAUGCAGCAACUCUUGAAACUCGCCAACGAGGUCGAUGUCGAUGCAUUAGCGAAUGUCAUGGAAGACUUUGUGGAGGUUUUCGCUAACGAACUAACCCCAUUCGCUGUGGCUUUAAGUGAACAGCUUCGCGAUACCUACCUCCGUCUCGCUAGGGUUGUUAUCGAAAGAGGCAAUGACGACGAGAAUGGUGAGUACCUGGAUGAUAAGAGCAUCAAUGCAUUGGGAGUGCUUCAGACCAUCGGAACUCUUAUCCUUACCUUGGAGAGUACGCCAGACGUGCUCCUACACCUUGAAGUUGUCUUAAUGCCUGUCAUCACGAUCACGCUCGAAAAUAAGCUUUAUGACCUAUACAAUGAAGUCUUCGAGAUAAUCGACAGCUGUACAUUCGCAGCAAAGAGCAUCUCACCUACAAUGUGGCAGGCAUUUGAGCUCAUUCACAAGACCUUUAAAGCAGGGGCUGAGCUCUAUCUCGAAGAUAUGCUACCAGCACUGGAGAACUUUGUUAGCUUUGGUCACGAAGCACUCAGACAGAAUCCCCCAUAUCUCGAAGCUAUUGUAGACAUCAUCCGGACUAUCUUUAAAGACGACAAAGUCGGGGGUGUUGAGCGAAUAUGCGGGUGCAAGCUCGCCGAGAACCUCAUGCUCUCUCUUCGUGGCAGUAUUGAUGCAUGCAUUCCAGAGUUCAUCAGCCUUGCUAUGGGGAAACUUAACAACGAUGAGCCCAAAGUCAAGUCCGUCCGAGUUCAUCUCAUGGAAAUGGUCAUCAACGCCGUCUACUACAACCCAAGGCUUACUCUCCAGAUCCUUGAGGCGAACCAGUGGACCAACAAAUUCUUCAGUCAAUGGUUUGCGAAUAUGGACAGUUUCACCCGAGUUCACGACAAGAAGCUUUCUAUUGCUGCGAUAACACUGCUCCUCUCAUUGAGAGGGGAGGAAGUACCUGUCACAAUUCAACCAGGGUGGUCGCGACUGCUACAGGGCCUCGUCCGGUUGUUUCAAACCCUCCCUGCCGCACUAAAAAAUCGUGAAGAGGCGAAGAGAGAAGACUUUGCUGGCAGCUACGAUGACGACGAGGAGGAGGAUGACGAGGAGUGGGAAGUCGAGGAAUGGGAAGGCGAAGACGAAGGCGACGAUGUCAAAGAUGAAAGUACCGCCUAUCUGGAUUUCUUGAAUGAGGAGGCCCAGAAGUUUUCUUCCAUUGAGGAUGACGAUGACUUGGAGGAGGAGAGCUUGCUCGAGACACCGCUCGAUAAGCUAGAGCCAUACAGCAUGCUAAAAAGUUCUCUCAUAGAAUUGCAAUCGAGAGAGCCACAGAUGUACGAAUCUUUGACGAAGAACCUGUCUCCUGAGGAGCAACAAGUCCUCCAGGGUGCAGUGCACCAAGCUGAUGCUAUUUUUGCUGCUGUCGCCGCUGAGCAAGCCGCGAGUAACGGAGCGCUUCAAUCUUAGGAGGAAUGCAUGAAAAACACUAGAUCUUUUUGCGUUUCACCUGAGCCAAGACAUCGGCGGCGGAGGCGUUAGUGUGGCGAAUACUUUCUUGGAAGAUACUGCGAGCCUAAAUCAAGGGCAAAAGGAGGGUCAAGCACAAUUUGAUCAUCAAUGUAGGAAUACCAUUGCAU
Messenger RNA from Pseudovirgaria hyperparasitica, 3591 nucleotides. RefSeq names its product ARM repeat-containing protein. Gene Ontology annotation, molecular function: small GTPase binding. The record is from RefSeq and is a predicted model, not a curated record. Gene Ontology annotation, biological process: protein import into nucleus. NCBI's taxonomy places the organism in Eukaryota, Fungi, Ascomycota, Dothideomycetes, Acrospermales, Acrospermaceae. The transcript is spliced from 7 exons. Gene Ontology annotation, cellular component: nuclear envelope; cytosol. Bases 326 to 3421 code for a protein of 1031 amino acids.